Molecule: messenger RNA, 2193 nt
Organism: Radiomyces spectabilis
Lineage: Eukaryota; Fungi; Mucoromycota; Mucoromycetes; Mucorales; Radiomycetaceae
Product: cleft lip and palate transmembrane protein 1-domain-containing protein
Exons: 10
Coding region: 62-2086 (674 amino acids)
Cellular component (GO): endomembrane system; membrane
Source: RefSeq, a predicted model, not a curated record
CCUCAUUGGUUGCAUAUCCUUCUUCUUCUACAGACGUGCUGCUUUUGGUAUUCUGGUGAUCAUGCCAUCCAGCUCACCUAAAACUGAGGCACCUCGUCCCCAGGCGACGCGGCAGCCCCAGCAACAAAACCAAGAUCAAGGAUUCUUUGCCAAGUAUGGACGAUCGAUUAUUCAAAUGGUCGCCAUUUGGCUCCUUAUGAGAUGGCUGACGAGUGGAUUGCAGAAACCACCCACUCCGGAGCCCACGACAACGCAGCCCGGACCCGCUUCCAUGGCAGGCAACGAGGAUGCGACUCGCGUUUCGACUUCUCUUGCCGAGUUCGACAUACCUGUACCCGAAGGCGUGUAUUACUCGCCGUAUCGUCCCAUGAUUCCUUUGGAAUCAUUACCUAAUACAUUUGUACCACUGUGGCAAAAGGGAACACCUAUGGAUCUCGAUAUUUACGCCAACGAAGACGAAUAUUUCGUCGAUUAUCAUGCAUCACCUGUGUGGCAAGCCAAAGAUAUCACUUUGGGCGAUGCUGCUGAUCGUCGCGAACAUAAAGUUUGGAUUCCGACAACACAUUCACUGCAACAUAAUGGUACAUUGUAUGCCCAUAUUUUCCUUCGCCGUAAGCACAUGCCGAUCAAUCCCGAAAACCCGUCCUUUAUUCCUGAUGCCGUGGUUUAUCUCCGUCACACUUUGACGAAAUUCUAUCCAAAGAAAGCAAGUGUAAAGGAAAGAAAUUUGCUGCAUCGCAAAGACGAGGAUGACCACGAAGAGGACCAACAAGACGAUGAACCCACACAUGAGGAAGAAGUACAAGAGGACACAUCCACCGGUAAAUCAUUGCUUGCUUCUGGGUUGUUGGCCAAUAUCACACGUCGUGCUCCAUUAGUGGCUUACUGGCAUGAAAAUGUGACUCUGUCCAUUAUUACCGAUUCAAAGACAGUCAUUCCAAAGAACACCUUGCAACCACCUGUAUUGAAACACAUACCGUUUGAUACAGGCUUGACAAGAGAUGAGACUGGAAAAGUUGGUUUCUACCGACCCAUUAUCUACCCCAACGACUUUUGGCUUUUGCAACAAAACGCUUAUCCUGUGAACUCCACUGUCAGUGUAUUGCCAUUGACUAUCCAUUUGGAACCUUUGUCCAUGUGGAAGUUCAACAUCUACGCCAGUUUUGAUGAAAGCAUGAAACAGCAAGCCAACAGUGCCUUUGGUGGCAUGUCAUCGGGCGAAAUGGAUGAAGUGAAGCGCAUGUUUAUGGAGACAAACCCCAUUCUGCUCGGCACCACCAUCUGUGUAAGCUUGCUCCACAGUUUGUUUGAAAUGUUAGCCUUCAAAAACGAUAUCACUUUCUGGAAGAAAAAGGACAACAGUGCUGGUGUGUCUGUCCGCAGUAUCCUUGUCAACAUCUUUUUCCAGAUCGUCAUCUUUUUAUAUCUCAUGGACAACAACCAGGAAACCUCUUGGAUGAUUCUCAUUGGACAAGGUUUUGGUUUGCUCAUUGAAAUCUGGAAAGUGUUUAAAGCGUUAAAGUACGAACUGACCUGGACUCGCGGAUCCUUGCUCCCUUCAUUGCGGUCGCAACCUGUGCAAAACACUCAGGAAGAGGAUGAGACGGCCAAGUACGAUGCGAUUGCGUUCAAGUAUCUGAUGUGGGUCUCUUAUCCUUUGCUGUUCGGAUAUGCCGUGUACUCCCUUUUAUACGAUGAACAUAAAGGCUGGUAUUCGUUUGUUCUCAAAACCUUGGUGGAGUUUGUAUACAUGUUUGGUUUCAUCACCAUGCUUCCACAGCUCUACAUUAAUUAUCGUCUAAAGAGUGUUGCUCACAUGCCAUGGAAGACACUGAUGUACAAGUCGUUGAACACAUUCAUUGAUGACUUGUUUGCUUUCGUGAUCAAGAUGCCUACGUUACAUCGUAUUGCGUGCUUACGUGAUGAUGCUGUAUUUGUUAUCUACAUCUAUCAAAGAUAUAUUUACAAGGUGGAUCCUACACGAGCCAAUGAGUACGGUCAAGUGGGACAAGAUACUUCCAAGGACGAAACAAAGCAAAAGGAAAUAACGGAUGGAACGUCUUCAGAGACAAAGAAGACGCAGUAGCGUAUUGAUAAACAACUCAUCUGUUGUAAAUGUACUAUAUGCGAAUCAUCCAAUGCAUUCACAUCUUCUAAAUAAAUUAGCGCUUUUUACCAUCGUCGGUAACCAAC